AUGAUAGCCAGGCUGACAGAAAUCAAAACACAUCACGAGCGAACUUUAAGAGACAAUUUAGUUAAAAAGAAUGAUCAACUCAACAAUGUGAAAUUUGAGUUAGACAAGAAGAAGAAAGGAAUUAUCGAUACAGUAGAAUUCAUGGAAGAAAAUAACAAAACCAUAUCAGAUUACAGCUUGAUUGAUAACUACAGAGAACUAGCAAAACUGUUAUCUAAAUUAGAGAUUCAAAUGACAAACUGUGAAUAUUCAGUGAGGUUCACUAGAGGUAAAAUCAAUGAUGAUCUACUUGAGUCUUUUGUUGGAAAAACUCUCGACUUUGAUAACAUUUGUGUUACUACACAAACAUCAUUUAAAUAUGGAAAUGAUGUAAUCUUUGUGUUGGAGACAUUCAGCGAAGACCAAUGUUACAUAAGAGAACAUGAAUCAAAAUAUACAGAAAAGGUUAACAAAGAAGGAACUAAAAAAGAAAAAUUUAGUAUCACUCCAUUUGACAUGUGUGUGACUAAUGAUGCCAAUGUUUAUUUCACUGAUGUUGAUAACAAUACCAUCAGCUGUCUGUCGCCUUCUGCUCAACAAUGGAUGGUGGACUACUGGUCACCUUGA
Saccostrea cuccullata (small rock oyster) is the source of this 606-nucleotide messenger RNA. RefSeq lists its product as uncharacterized. Lineage: Eukaryota; Metazoa; Mollusca; Bivalvia; Ostreida; Ostreidae. The transcript has a single exon. The record is from RefSeq and is a predicted model, not a curated record. The coding region runs from base 1 to 606 and encodes 201 amino acids.